AUGUCUUCUGUUUCAGACAAUGCAUCAGCAAAGGGUGCUGAAGGAGCUAGCGGAAGCACAUCUGCAGCGGACUUGUCGAAUGUUGAAAUAAACGAAGCAACGACAGUUCCAGAGGUCGAGGUAAAGCAUGGACCAUUUCAGUCGCAACCUUCGUUGCGAGGAGAGAUGACCGAGGAACAAUUAAAGGAACUCGGCGACAAAAUGAGGAAGGAACAGGCGAAGAAAUAUUUUUCGUUAAGGGUAAGGGAAUUAGUUUUUUUCGUAUUAGGUAGAUUUUUAAUGCUGAGAACGCAGUUUUUCGAUUCUGCUAACGUAACGGAAACUUAGUACAAGCUUAGCUUGUACUUUGAACCAUACGAGCCAAGAAUUGCCUCUCAACUUUCACAUGUAAGCUUACUCUGAAUUUCUUUAGUCGCAAACUUACAUAUUUUUUUAUUUAAUGUUUAUUCAUCUUUUUUUCUCCCUUUUCUUCUUUCCAUUCAUUGUAAGUUUAUACCAGCUGCAUGUAUUGGCUUUCAUAAUAUUUUUACAUUAAGAUCAAGUUUCGCAUGCACUCAGAAAAUACAUGUAGAUGGUUUUUAAGCAAAAUGGCAGUGUUUUAGUCACCGUUGCUCGGUGCUCUUUCGUGCAAUAUCCUCACAUAGGAAUAUUUUACUGGCUUUCGCUAUUUUUUGCCGUCUCUCGAUGGUGUUGUUUAAAUGCUUGGAUCUUACUAUUAGCUCAUUUUUUAUUUAUAAUGUUCUCGUCAUUCUUGCGUAUGAAGACAUCAAAUAUUCCGUAAGUUCUGUCAGUGAAUGAGGUCACCACCUUCUAGUUAUAUCUGAGUUUAAUUAUUAGGUUAUCGCCUGAAAGAUGGUGUUUUCACUCAUGUUUGUUUUGUUUUAUUAUUAUUAUUUUUUUUACCUUGAUAUUUGUUUUGUGAUAAAAUUUUCACUUUAGAAUACUGUAGUUCUGCACCUUUGACCUUAUAAUGUCUUAUAAACGAAACAUUUCGAUUUUAUCAUGCAUAUUAUCCCUUGCAUAUAAAUGAAUAAAAUAAGGAAGUAAGGUCCUGUCCACUCUCUGUGACCAUCCUUCAAGGCAGCCUAAAAAUAUGAAUGUUAUUUUAAUUAACCUUGUUUUUUAAUUCCUCUAGGCUGAGAUGCUCAUUCUAAGGCCCGGUUCAGACGCUGAACUUUUCAUGAGCCGAUCCUAAUUUGAGUUAAGGCCGAACCAAAUUAUUUAGACUGACUGAAUUGAUUCAGACGCCGAUCUUAAUGACAGCUGAACUUUGUUCAAAAGGCGGAAAAAGUUCAUUUCAUUCAAACUGCUUACAAAAUACAUUAUAAUGAUUUAUGCUUUAGGUUUGGUACAUGAAAAGUUUGGCAUCUGAAUCAAAGCUGUUCUAAAGUCACUCUAAACGCAAGAUUCCUGGCCAGGCUAGGCGAAAAGAACGGCUGCAUGAGCCGUUCCAAAUUGAAACAAGCGUUCCUAGUUGAUUCAGACGCCGAAAUCUUCAUGAACUUAAUUCAGUGUAUUAGGCUCAUGAAAAGUUCAGCAUCUGAACUGGGCCUAAGCAGUGUAAAUCUCAAGUUAAUUGCAAACAGAGCAUAUAUCUUAUUUGUCACGGUAAUUACAUUGUAAUCUUGGAUUUUUGCCAAUCAUCUUUCUUGGCACCACAAACUUAAACUGACUGAUUCAUCUUAACCUUAUGCUUGGUCAGUGGCACAGGUACAUAGAGAAUACUUCAUGGAAAGUGCUGGCGUACGGUAUUUAUGCACUGGUUGUUGACGUAUCAGAAAUCAAAUGAGUGAGCGCAGCGAACGAGUAAGAUUUCUGAUACAAAAACAACGAGUGCGUAAAUACUGUACAAAGCACUUUCCAUGUGGCAUUGUGUUUAUUAUAUACAUACUGAGACAUUCAUCAUUUUGGCGGCCUUUUUAUUUUAAAUCUCAAAAAUGCUAAAAUUUGCCGCUACACACUUACCGCAAAAUGACAAGGAAAACGAAGUAUCAGCUUUUUAGCAAAAAUGUUUGUUAAAAACAUAAAUGACGUAAGGAUAUGAGGUAAUCCAAGAACUAUAAGUAAUCUUAACUGUUUGUUCUCAAUGCACCAUGAAAAUGAGUGAAUUUAAGUAAAAUGGCCGGUUUCAUUAUAAGCUUAAGCUUAAAUGAAAGGCAAAGUAACUCCAACAAAAAGCACAACAAAAGCUUACUUUUCGUUCUGUUUUUCCCUUUCCGCUGUUGUUUCGCCGCCUCUCUACCAUUUUCUUUAUCAACAGUGAAACAAACGAAACUAUUCCACUCCAUUUCCGAAAUGUUUUUCACUUUUUUAGAGAGAAAAACACUUUGAGUAAAUGUUUUCUUGUUGAAUGUGUGCGAAAAGGCGCUGCAGGCUGCAAUAAAAGGCGGGAAUUUUGGCGCUAAACUCACACACCUCUGUGGCUUCUGAUUGGACGUAUCAUUUUUCUCACACGUGAAAAAACAUCGUUCGCGAUUCUGAUUGGACGUAUCAUUUUUUUCAUGUGUGAAGACCAUUGUUCGCUCCUCUGAUUGGCUAGAACUAAUUUGCGUACAAAAAUUUACGACAUAGUUUUUUGGUGAGCAUUUCUCAGUAUGUAUAUAGUAAAAUAUAUUACAUGAAUUAUUGCUGCACCUUGCAAUAGAAAAAAAGAUUUUGGGACUUAACUUGGUGACCUGAGGGAAAAGUGCCAUGUUGCAGUAUUUUUAUCUGUAAAUAUUUAUGGCCUUUUAUUAUUAAAGUGAGGUUCACUGUUGAAAACAUUUCAUUAGUUAGGCCACCAUUUUAAGUUGUAUUUCACUUUUCAGGUAACUUUUAGCUCUAGUGACCAUUAUUUUUUGCCUAAAGGCUACUUCGAAAGGAGUUGAAUUUGGAGCACAGCAAAAGUAACUCAUCAGUAUUGAUUCAGUUAGUUUUUGUGCAAUGUUUAGAGGAUAGUGUGGGGUUGGGGGGGGGGGGGGGGGGUAGGGGAGAUACACGUAGGUCUGGUAAAAACAGAUUUCACACAAGGCACCCCAUUCAAUGUUGUUAGCAGUGUUUUGCCUGUGAUUCUAGCCUUAAGACAUGAUGUUGACUUUGCUUUCCUUGCCCAAGUAAACGCUUGAGAAUGGAAGGACAUUUCAGAUGUCCAGGUUGACUAAUUUCAUAACAAAAUUGUUAAUAAAAAAAGUUGGGAUUAGAAAAGAAGUGUGAUUACAUUGUAACUCCAUAAAUUUAAGUCCAGGUUUUUCAGGUCUGGGUAUUGUUUAUCGAGAUUCAACUGCCUUACAUUAAUUUUGUCCUAUGCAGGAGGGUGCAUUUGCCAAUGCUGUGGAGGAGUGCAAGUUGUAUUUGGAUGACAGUGAUGGGGAAAUCUUGAGCUCUUGGCUGUUAAGCGAGUAAGUGAAAUCAAAGUAUUUGUUCUGGCCUCCACAUUAAAUGUAAAUGAGAUAUACAAAUUUCUCAUCAUAAUGACCUCGAGAAUGUUGAUUUGGGCUCCUUUGCUUCUUGGUCAAAUCUCGUGGGGCUCUGUGGAUUCUUUACAUUGUCCAUUGAAAGCUGAAUUACAUGUAUUGAAAUCAGGACAUUGGCACAUAUCGUUACUGGGUAUUAAAUUAUGUUGCAACCUCACAUCAUGCUUCAAGAUAACCACCACCUGGUUAGCUCAGUUGGGAGAGCACCGAUCUGCUGUGGUUCAAACCCUGGGCAGACCAACACUCAGAGUCUUUAAAUAUCUGAAAAGAAUGUGCUGCCUUGUAAUGACAUCUGCAAACAGUUAGACUUUCUAGUCUUCUCGGAUGAAGACGAAAAACUAGGUCCUGUCUCACAGCAAUUUCUCUUAUCUUGUUCUUAUGAGAGGUAAAAGGACCCACACCACUGUUCGAAAAGAGUAGGGGACAUAGACCCCCGUGGUGUGGCUGACCUUUCCUUGGCUGGGUGGGUUAUCUGUAACUUGGAGAGAUCUUAAUAUACAUUUAGGGAUAACCUCAUGAUCCUCCUUUAGGUGUUGUACCUGUAAACAGUGUAUUUAUGUAAGGUGCUAAGGAAGAAGUUUAGGUAAAGAAAUUUUAGAGGUGGUGGUCAUAAAGUUAAUACCCACCAUUUACUUUUCUAGAUGGAGGGUGACCCCACAUUUUUUCCAGAUCACUUCCCUUACUGCAUUAUUUAUUUCUCUCUGUUUUAUCAAAAUGAUUAUGUUUGUGAGAAGUUUGAACUAUUUUGCUAUUGUCCUCUUGACAUAUGAUUUGGGAAUUCGUGCGUUCGUUACCAACCAAAAUUAUUCUGCUUGGUCCAUUCAUCCAUUUCUGGAGUUCAACUUCAGUUCAGGUUUUUUGGUUUAUUUUGUUUGUUUGUAUGUUUUUUUUAUAUGAUAAAAUUAAUUAUAUAGUACUUAGAACUGAGAGUGAGGUCAUUCAAGGGAGAUUACAGACCAAGGCCCUUGAUGUAUUGACCAAGCAAUAGUGAGGUCAAUACAUCAGGACCGAGGUCUGCAGUGAUUUUGUUACAAAUACAAAAGUAGUUAUGGUGAGUCGUGGGACUCAUCUUAUGAUAAAAAAAAUGAGUUCCAGUCCAGAACCAAUGAGUUCCAGUUAAAAAAAAAAAAGACCAAAAUUCAAAAUGCUUGGGCCUUAAAUUAUGUAACCAGACAGUCAAUUUAGGACUUGCUGUUUUUUUCACAAGAUGAGUCCCAUGACUCACCAUAACUAUUUGUAUUUGAAUCCUAUCCUUCUGCUCCACUCCCCUUUUCAUUUCUAAACUGGUGGGUUCCUUUGAAACUGUUUCUAAUAUUAUGAUAAAUUCUAUUCGCAGGAUUGACCACUGGGAUCAUGAAAAAGAAAGGAUUGUCCUUAUCACCAAGAAGACCCUUUGCUUGGUAAAGUACAAUUUCAUUGGGUUGAAAGUUGAUGAGAUGAGAAAAGUGCCAUUGAUCAAUUGUGACAAAAUUCAGAUUGGUAGAUUUGUGUAUCCUAAAACCACCAUGAUGAUGUGAGUACAGUAACUAUUCUACUUUGGGACUUUUAAUGCCAACAUUUCUUCAAGGUUUUGCUUUGGAAAAAUGGUAUGGAGGCCAAAUUCUCUCAACCCUUUAAGUCCCAAUAGUGACCAACAUCAAUUUUCUCCUAACAAUAUCCAUAGAUUGUCAAGUGCAACAUCUAUGAGAAUUAAUCAAAUGAUCACAAAGAGAAAAAUCUCUGAUCUUUUAUGAAUUUCUCCCAACUUAUUCUGUAAGGAAAUGUAUAGAGAUCAGUUUAGAGAAUUUGUUUUUGGAUAUUGGGGCUUAAAGGGUUAAACCUAUAAAACUACUGUUUCCAUGUGAUGAGUUUCAAUAGCUAAUGAGUCCUGGACAUCUCCCUGAGGCAAAAGCAACUUGAUUGCCAGGGACCGUUGGGCUCUGCUAAGGCAGGGCUCCUCUUAUGCAUAAUUCUCACCUUUUGGUAUUGAUUAUCACUUCUCAAACUCAUUAAUAAUUCAUAAAGAAAAAACAAAGGAAAUUAAUGCUAAGGCAUGGCCCCUCUUAUGAGUAAUUCUCGCCAUUUGAUAUGGAUUAUCUCUUCUCAAACUCAUUAAUAAUUCUUAAAGAGAAUACAAAGGAAAUUAAUGUUCAAUGAGUGUCUGGAAAUCAGAUGAAAAACUACUCAUUAUCAAGCAUUUGACACAGUGUUACAUCACCAGAUGAAACACCUCGAAGUUCAUCAAAAAUACUCUACAUACUGCACGUCAUAUUUUCAACUCUCUUCUCACUGUUUCUUCUGGUGAUGAAACACUGUCUCAUUCCUGAUACAUGUAUGUUACAUCUUACACAUACUUUCAUGAACAUAAAAAAUAAAUAAGUGAAUACAUUUGGUAAAUAAAAUGAGGGUAGCACAUAGUCCUUGCAGAGUAAUAGGCCUGUGGCCUUAAAUUUCUCAAUUGAAGUGAAAAUUGGAACUGUUGAAUUAUGUAAGGGAGAACGUCCUCUGGAGAAGAACCAGGAGGAAAAACCCUUAGCAGAGCUUGAGAACCAAAGUCAAACUCAGCAGUUACAUAUUGAUGCACACAAAGUAACCUUUUCAGAGAAAAUUAAAUUGAUGAUGAGCACGGCUUUAUCAAGUUAAACAAAAAUAUGAGAAAUAUCCUAUACUGCUUUAGGAUAUAAAAAUAUUUUUAAAAAGUACAACAUCAACAAAUUAUCUUGGGUUGGUCAUGCAUCCAGAAACACGAUAGAAAAAACAAAAUCUUCUCUAAAAGAAGAAAAGAGCAAAGAGCGGAAAAAAUUUCUCUAAAGGACUGUCGCACACUCUUUUUCAGUCCGCGGCACUUCCAAACCGGAUUGCGUGUCUACUUUGGCAAAAACGUCCAACCAACAUUUCUUCAAAACUGGAAUCCAUGGUCACGUGCAAUCCCCUUUGUCACGUUUGCUUGGCACAGAGGCAAUGACGUCAUGGCCAGAUUACCUGCGCACAUGCAGCUCGAUCCAUUUCAGCAGGCUAUUAUUCAAGCCAUCACCGAGGCCCACAACGCACUUCAAGAAGGCGUGGCACAAGAAUCUCUCGAGAUUGCGCACAAUGAGCCAAUACUAAUUGAAGUGUAUUGUGGGUUUUCGCCGAUACUUCAUAACUAUGGCAUCCUAGGGUUUAACCGUGAUCGGGGAAAGUUUGGAUUUUAGGGCUUUGGAUGUCGUGGUUUUAGUUUGUGAACAACGUGUAUGUGCGCUACAGUUUUACAUGAAGGCGUUUUUAAGUUAAUUCAUUUUAAGAUACAUGUACCUUUAAACUACUCAUAUCUUUGUGAGCAAAAUUUAAUUCAGGAGUAAUCAACCAAUUAUUUUCUUUUGUAUUACUAACUUACUAAAGAUAAAGAAUAUUGCACUGUAAGACAAAUAUGGGGUAGUUUGAUAAAGUGUUAAUAAUAUUCUAAUAAUAAGUACAUGUACAUGUAUAGUAACUUAAUAAGUGCUCAAUUAUUUAUACAUGUUAGUACUCGGUUGAAAAAUGCGUGCGUUAAAAAUCAGGCUUUUAUUAAUUUCAUACUUAGUUAGAGCUUGUAGAAAGUACAUGUGACUAAAGAAUUUCGCAGCUAAAUAUGUUGUCCUUCCCAGUCGUUUUAAUCAUAUCCUCUGACUCACCACCUCGACUGGUCACGUGACGUGGGUUCCAGUUUAGAAGAUCCAGUACAUCGUGCGCUGGCCUCAAUCCACACGAACAUUGUAAAGCAAGUCAUGGCUUGGUGCAUUUGUUUGAAUGGUAUAACGAAAUAGAGGAAAAGAAAAAGACAAGUGGCUUUAAAUCUUUAAUACAAUAUCUACUAUCGAAUUUCUCUUCCAAAGGUUGAAAGAAAAGAACGCGAGCCGCCAUUCAGUAUAAUGUGUGUAUGAAGUCAUUUCGCCCAACAAGAAAGGGGCAGAAAGCUCCAAAAAUAUACAAAACUGGUGUAAAUCAUGCACAGAGUACAAGCGUUCAACUGUUUGAACAGCAUCAGUUCAGCAUUCAUUGUUGGCCUUUUUUCUCCCCGUAGGAUCACUGGUUACGCUGACAACAGUCCCCACUCCAAACAGUCCGGCUUGCGCAUUUUCUACUCGCAUCAAGAACCCGGCUUCUUCCAGAACUGGAACCCAUGGUCAAACGAAAUGCCUUACAUCUCGUUAACCAGUCACGUGCAAAGUGCGCUCGUUGAGUCUCCACCCGAAGCUGUGCAGCACAGCCUGUUCAGCAAGGCUCUCAUUGACGCAAUAACCAACGCCCGAGAAACGGAACCGAACAGGGAAAUAAUCAAUAGUUUUGAAGUGGUGGAGGCAGAGUUAGAAAUCUAUGUUUAUAUUGGGUUGAGCGCCAUGAUUUAUAAUCAAAGCAAGCUCGGUUUUUGCAAAGACCGCGGCAACGUUUUCUUUUAA
Messenger RNA from Porites evermanni, 7849 nucleotides. The record is from the annotation of a GenBank genome assembly. NCBI's taxonomy places the organism in Eukaryota, Metazoa, Cnidaria, Anthozoa, Scleractinia, Poritidae.